CAUGGCUGGAGCAAACAAGUUGAGGAUGAGGAAGUUGUUAGUGGGACUGUGAGAAACGCAGCAGCAGCCUUAAGAUUAUUUUGCACGCUCUAAAAGCGCCUUUUGCUUACCAUUAGUACCCAUUUCUUCUUCCAGACCCUCGUCGCUCUCUUAAACCACUUGUGAGGACGUUGAUGAGUGUGCCCACAAUGGCGCCAACACAGCAAGCACUUGCCGCUGCCGCGACGGAGAAGCCGCACUUCGUCCUGGUCCCUCUCCCGGCGCACGGCCACCUCAUCCCCAUGGUCGACCUCGCGCGCCUCCUGGCGUCCCGCGGCGCGCGCGCGAGCCUCGUCACCACGCCGCUCAACGCCAGGCGGCUGCGCGACGGCGGUGUCAACAAGGAACUCCUCCUUGAGAUCGUCGACCUCGCGUUCUCGCCGGCCGACUACGGCCUGCCACCUGACUGCCAGAACGCCGACAAGAUCUCCGACAACGCCCAGAUCCUCCCCUUCUUCCUCGCCCUGCACAAGCUCGCGGCGCCAUUCGAGGCCUACUUGCGCGCGCUGGAGCCCCGCCCGAGCUGCAUCAUCGCCGACUGGUUCAACUCGUGGACGGCCGGCGUCGCCAGUAGCCUCGGCAUCCCGCGGCUGUUCUUCCACGGACCGUCGUGCUUCUUCUCGUUCUGUGACCUCAACGCCGCCGCGCACGGGCUGCACGAGCGGGUAGCCGCAGCCGACGACGACCGGCAGACGCACGUCGUGCCCGGGAUGCCCGUGUCCGUAAAGGUGAGCAAGGGAAGGGUGCCCGGCUUCCUCACCUCUCCUGGGUGCAAGGAGCUGCGUGAGGACGCCAUGGCGGCCAUGCGCGCGUCCGACGGCGUGGUGGUGAACACCUUCUUGGACCUUGAAGACAAGUUCGUCGCGGCCUACGAAGCUGCUCUCGGGAAGCCGGUGUGGACGCUUGGCCCGUUCUGCCUGCACAACCGGGGCACCGAGGACACGGCGUCGCGCGGGGGCGACAAGCCCGGCGUCAGCGAGAGCGCGAUCACCGCAUGGCUGGACGAGCAAGUCCCAGACUCCGUCGUGUACGUCAGCUUCGGCAGCGUCGCACGGAAGCUUCCGAGGCAACUGUUCGAGAUCGGCCACGGCCUGGAGGACUCCGGGAAGCCGUUUGUCUGGGUCGUGAAGGAGUCGGAGCAGGCCUCGCCGGAGGCUCGGGUAUGGCUAGAGGCCCUGGAGGCUCGCACGGCGGGGCGUGGUCUCGUUGUGCGCGGCUGGGCGCCGCAGCUCGCCGUCCUAUCGCACCGCGCCGUUGGGGGGUUCGUCACGCACUGCGGUUGGAACUCGCUGCUGGAGUCCAUCGCGCACGGCGUGCCGGUCGUGACGUGGCCGCAUUUCGCCGACCAGUUCCUGAACGAGCAGCUGGCCGUGGACGUGCUCGGCGUCGGCCUUCCGAUCGGCGUCACGGCGCCAGUGAUGAUCCUGGACGACGACGCGCCGGUGCCGGUUCUGCGCGAAGGCAUAGCGCGUGCGGUAUCGCUGCUCAUGGACGGAGGGGAGGAGGCGGAGGAGAGGAGGAGGAAGGCCAAGGAGUACGGCGCGAAAGCUCGCAGGGCCAUGGAGAAAGGAGGCGAUUCGUACGAAAAACUUAGGCAGCUGAUCGAAACCUUCAGAUACGGUACAUAGGCAAUACACAUGGGAACACUGUCACCGCCUGAACAUUAGUAGUACGAAAAUAACUUUGUACAAUUGUACGUAAAUCUCUUCAUUGCACUGCACUAGUUUCAAAAAUUCAUCCGUGCCCGCGUGUAAUCAUGUCGCUCAGUGGCAUUGAUGUCUCCGUCAGAAGAAAAUGCUUAUUGAUCGCCUCCA
Lolium rigidum is the source of this 1853-nucleotide messenger RNA. Its product is annotated as UDP-glycosyltransferase 73E1-like. The transcript has a single exon. Lineage: Eukaryota; Viridiplantae; Streptophyta; Magnoliopsida; Poales; Poaceae. Bases 174 to 1667 code for a protein of 497 amino acids. The record is from RefSeq and is a predicted model, not a curated record. Gene Ontology annotation, molecular function: UDP-glycosyltransferase activity.